Sceloporus undulatus (fence lizard) is the source of this 5549-nucleotide messenger RNA. RefSeq names its product ribosomal RNA processing 1B (gene RRP1B). The record is from RefSeq and is a predicted model, not a curated record. The transcript has 16 exons. Lineage: Eukaryota; Metazoa; Chordata; Lepidosauria; Squamata; Phrynosomatidae. Bases 55 to 2307 code for a protein of 750 amino acids. Gene Ontology annotation, biological process: rRNA processing. Gene Ontology annotation, cellular component: nucleus; preribosome, large subunit precursor; preribosome, small subunit precursor.
GGAGCGUCCUGGCUCCGCCCCCAAGAGAGGAAUGGUCUGCUGCUGCGUUCGAUCAUGGCUCCCGCCGCUUUGCCUCCCGCCGCCGCCUCUGCCUCUGCCUCGCAGCCCCCAGAGAUCCAGUUCGCUCAGCGCUUGGCCGCCAACGAGAAGAGGAUCCGAGACCGGGCCCUGAAAAAGCUCCGGGGCUACAUCACCCUCCGCACCCAGAACCCAUUGGGGAGCUUUAGCCAAGAAGAGCUUUUGAAAAUAUGGAAAGGACUAUUUUAUUGUAUGUGGAUGCAGGAUAAACCACUACUUCAGGAGGAGUUAUCAAACAACAUAUCACAGCUUGUACAUGUCAUUGAAAACAUGGAUGCCAGGCAUUUAUUCAUUGAGACCUUCUGGCAAACUAUGAAUCGUGAAUGGAAUGGAAUAGACAGGCUCCGGCUAGAUAAAUUUUACAUGUUGAUCCGCAUGAUGUUGAAGCAGUCUUUUGAAGUACUGAAAAGAAAUGGAUGGAACGAAAGUUUUACUGAGCCAUUUCUAAACAUGCUGAUGAACACAGUUAUGCACCCAGAUAGCAAUACCCCUGUUGGGAUAAAAUUGCAUUUUAUUGAUAUCUAUCUGGAAGAACUGGCUAAAGUUGGGGCUAAAGAGCUCACAGCACAGCAGAAUCUCCAGUUUGUUGAACCAUUCUGCAAAAUUGUUUCCAAAACCAAGAAUCACCUUGAGCUGCAGGCCAUUGUCCAUGGCAUCUUUGAAACCAUUCUGGAUCAGUCUCCAUUUGCCAUAGAAGAUAUAAUGAAAGAAAUAGGAGCAGAUAGUGAUGCUGACCUAUCAGAAGAAGAUGAAUGCAGUGAUGAGGAGAAUACAUUAAUAGCCAAAGACAGGCGCUUGCCAAGGACACGCUCAGUAAGAAAUGAGGCCCAAGAUAAAAUUUCAGAAGAUACAGAUGAUAACAUUGGGCCUAUUCUGCAGUUUGAUUACAAAACCAUUGCUGACAUGCUGUUUGAGUUGGCUAGCAAAAAAUGCACUCCUGCUUUUAACAGAAAAUGCCUCUAUAAAGUGGUUAAAAAGUUUCAGGACCUUGCAGAAGGGACCUUUCCACAAGAUGAAUUUCCUGAGGAUGUCUCUACAGAUGAAGAUGACGAUACCUUCAGCAGAAAGAAGUGGAAAAGGAAAUAUGGAAAAUCCUCUGAUGAGUCUAAGAUGGGGGCAAAAGAGAAAACAAGAGACAGAAAAAACAAAAUUGAGGAAGAGGAUGACAGUACAGAACCACUGAAGAAAAGGAAGAGGAGAAAGAGAAAGGCCAGUCAGAUGGCUGACUCUUACACAGCUGCUGGAAGCAAACAAAAUGGAUCAGUCAACCUAGAAGAAUCCAAAGAGCCAAACCAGGACAAUGAAUCACCAAGUAGUAAGAGAAGACAAAAGAAGUCUUCAGUUUUGGAAAACAACAAAACUGGCUCUUCGACAGCUUUCAUUGGAGAAUUGACUGAUAAUUCUUCAUUGAAUACACUGACAUGUUUGGUAAACAAUGUAAAGAAACAACCAAAGAAAAAAAAUGGCAGUCUACAGAAAGUUUCUAUAGAAACCGUCCAUCAGAAUGGACAUGCUAUUAGUCCUGAAGAGGCACCUGGGGACUAUGCUGCAGUAGUUCAAGAUAGUAAAAUGAUUAAGAAGAAAUGGAAAUCAGAGCCCAGAAUUAUCACUGGAAGUGUUUUUUCUGAAGACCAUGUUAAGCAUCCAGAGAAAGAUAGCCUUGUAAAGUCAGAGCAUAUAGUGCUCCAAAAAGUGAAGUUGAAGAAAAAACAAAAGUUAAGGAAUUUGGUAAAGUUUAGAUGUUUUAAGCAGAAAAUAGGUUUGAAAAAGCAAAGGAGAAUCAGGGAAGUCCUAAAUUCCACACAAGAAAAAGAGGUUGAAGGUGAAAACAAAAAGAGCAAGAACAAAGAAACUGGUGGCCCUGUUCUUCAGAAGAAAAGGAUAGCAAAGGCAGGGAAUGAGUUUGUGAAGUUUGAAAAGACAACGCCACCAAAGCCAGCCUUCUUUAGGAAAACUAAAGGAAGCAUUACGUCUGUGCAGUUAAGCAAGCUACUAUCUUCCAGCUCCAAAAAGGUCACCUUUGGAUUGAAUAAGAACAUGACUGCUGAAUUUAAGAAGACAGACAAAAGUAUCCUUGUCAGUCCAGAAGGACCCUCCCGGGUAGCUUUCAAUCCUGAGCAGAAACCUCCUCAUGGUGUAUUGAAGUCAUUUUCUACAGAAACACCUCAGAUAAAGAAACCCAUUUUAAUGACAACUAAGAAAAGACCAACUGCUAUGGACUUCUUCUAAGUCAAUAAGGAAAAGAGUAGGUUCUUGUAUAUAAUAAUUCAAAAACCGGUUAUUUCUUGGGGUAUUUCUGAAAUCUUAUUUUUGAAGUUAACAUGGUUGUUUUCUGAAAGGUUCUAAUUGUGUAAACCGUUGUGCUGUUAAUUUAAUAGGCACCUCUGACCAUUGAUUUAAGCUGGUUUUUGUACUUAACAAAAGAGGUAAUAUAAAUGGACUAUGUUCUUAGGCUUUUUAUUAUGGAAGCCUAUCUUUUUGGAAAAAAAGAACCCUAUCACAUGAUAUAUGACCAUGUAAAGUUUUAUUCUAAACUGUUGUCACUUGCACUCUUUUAAUCAGUAGUUUAAUAAAGAAUUUCCAAUGUCUAUGGCCUUAAUUCUAUGGAGCUAAGAAGCACACAACUCCUCUCACCUCAUUCCCUUCACCGCUUCAUUUCUUUUCCUACCUAGCAGUUUCAUCUACCCGAGAUCCUCGAGGCUGAGGUCAGGUUAUAAUCACCAUUCUUCUCCCAUUAAAAUGAACUAGAUGAGAAUGGUGGUGGUGUUCUUUUCUUUAAAAAAAAAUCCAUUUCUUAAAACCUUCAAGCAUUUUGACACAGGGUAAAUAUCCUUUUCAAAAUAAGGUCAUGAAUUCAGUCUGCAAUAUAAGAUUUAAUUAUAUUCAGAUAUAAUAUAAUAACUUUUCCUGUCUACAUUUUGCUUUUGAUUUCAGUACACCCUUUGGGGGGCGGACUUUCCACAUAAUUAUUUUAAUCUGGCUCUUAUGAUUUGUCUCUGAUUUCAUGAAUGCAGCAUAGCAUAAAUACACAGUUGAGAAAACCUCACAGACCCAAAAGGUAUUAUCACUCAGCCAUGUGGUGUUGUUUUUUUAUAUAAUUUAUUACUUUGGGUCAUGGAUCUCAGUAAUAAACAUGCUUUAUUUCUCUGCUUUUGUAUUCUAAGGAAUGGAUGGUUCUUUUGGCCAUUCCCUUUGUUUAGUAUUUAUCCAGUUGCAAAUGAACUAUAUUCUGAAUAUUCUAUUUUUGGAUAUCUGAUGUGUUGCUGUGUUCAUUCAUAUUUCUAUCCCAGGUUUGUGUUUUCAGUCAGUGUGCUUUUGCUUCUGCCUUGCAAGUUUUAAAUAUUGUGAGUCAGGAAUUAAAUAUUUACAUUCUGGGGACUAAUAUCAGAUAUUGUAUUGAAUGUUGUGCAACUCUUUAUGUUAGCAUAUUAUAAAGGAAUAAACUUACAUCAUUAUGAUGUUAAACUGAUUUUGAGAUAUAAAAACAAGAAGUCCAGUGUGCUGCUUGGGGAAGCUUCUUGUGAAAAAACUGGGGAAUCAGAGGCAACGUUAAGUCAACAAUCUACAUUUUGACAAUAAUAUGUGUAGGAACUGCCAAACGCACAACAUUAUUUGGGUGUUUCAAUAUUUUUCAGGGUAGGAAAUGUGUCUGUCUAAAUUUAAUUCAGCUGCUAUUCCUAUGUUCCCUCGUCAUUGACUGUGCUAGCUGGGGGCAAUGGGAGUUGCAGUCCCACAACAAAUAGCAUAUUAAGAAAAUCUAUAGAUACUAGAGAUGGGGGGAAGGUUUCCAGUGAUUGUCUCGAUUGUCUCACUUCCUCUGAGAAAGUGAAACUUGGAGUGAACUGCCCUGAUUUCAGCAUAACCUCUUGGAUGAACAGAUCCAAGUAGGAAAAGAAUGUUAAGUAAUUUGACUCUUCAGUGCCAUUGAGUGGUAAGGAAGUAUAAUUGCAAGGGGAAAUUAUGUCCUGUUGAAAUGUGACAGCUAGGUGUUUAAAGAGUAAAGAUCAAAAGGUCUUUAAUUGAACAUCCUGGAGAAAUGACAGACUUCGAGAUACCGAUUCUGGCAGAAAGGAAGGAAAUUAAGCAACCUUGAUAUCUUUCAUCAACUUGUUUAAGCCCUUUUUAGCCCAAGUCUGGAUGAAUAUUAGCCUUGGUAUAAAAAUUACUUUUCCUGGCCUCACUUUAAAUCACUUCCAAAACUAAAAAUGUCAGGAAGGGCUUUUUAUUCUCAAUCUAGGUUCAACAAAUACUCCACAAAAUCCAAACAAUGCAAGAUGCAUUACUCACAUAACACAGUCUGCAGAAGGUGUAAUUGAAGGAAGUUAUUCGUAGCCUCUGGCUUUGGAGGUUGAACAAAUCAAAUUUAAUAUGACGACUCAUUUUAAAAGUUGGAUGCAGAGCUUGUGCCGGAAUAAAUUGCAACCAGCUGCAGUGAGAGUUUGCCUUUGUCUCCUGUCCCUCUGUGGUGUCCUGUGGUUUCCACUGUGGUUCAGCCCUGGAAGAGAUUAUGGGGCUCCUGUCAGCUUCUGAGUACCCUAUGCCAGUGGGACAAUUUUUGCUGGUCCUGGUGUCACUGGUCCAGUACAAACUGCAGAUUGGUCCAGUACAAACUGCAAACUGGCAGUUUUGCAGCAGCUUUUAACUUAGCCAUUCCAACCAGAAGGUUUUUCCUCCCCAGUGUUUUUGAGCAUAACUGCCUAUAGUUUCUCCAGCAUAAUAAUCCAGGUUACUGUGGGUAAUUGAAGAGCACCUAGAAACCAGGUGUUCAGCAGAUAAGCCUGCUCUGGAUUACCACUGGGAAAAGGGUCCAUAUGAGACACUUUGCCCAGGGCACUCUUAGACUUGGAGCUGACUUUGACUAAAGCAGUAGCAGCUAAUAAGCAACCUCACUAGGACCUCUACAAUGAAGAACAAUUUAUGUGAGAGGCUUCCUGGGGGUGAAGAGGAAUGGUUUCUAAAACAGACAUGUUUUGUAUAUGUUUGCCUGUUCUUUCAGGUUUGUCAUGGGUUUCACCAAGGGUUUAAUGAAAACCGUCUAUUUAAUAUGUAGAAUGUUAAUUUAACUACACAGAACCAAAAUAUUUCUUGAAAAAUAUCAGUUUUCAAACUAUUCUGUGACUGCACAGGUGUGUUCUAAAGAUGUCAUGAACUCCCAAUAAGAGUGAGAAUUUGUACUAAGGAGAAGAAUUUUGUAAAAUCUUAUUUUUUUAAAAAAAAGUUUCUCCAUUUUGUAAUAAUUGUACAGAAAGUUAAAUGAAAAAGAUUCUGUUUCAAAUGUUGUAUUUAGACGCUUUUUAAAAUGUUUUGUCGUACUUUAUGAGUUGAAAGACAUUUUCAUUUAUCUUUGUUUAGUACCAUUUUUUGUAGGAAAGAGUAUUACAUUGUUUUCCAUUACUCAACAUAUUCCAGCUUCUUGAUCCAUGGCAAUAGGCUACUCUAAACUUGACCAAUAAAGUAUUCUCUUCCUAUGA